Messenger RNA from Cyclopterus lumpus (lumpfish), 1165 nucleotides. RefSeq names its product zinc finger protein 691-like. The transcript is spliced from 2 exons. NCBI's taxonomy places the organism in Eukaryota, Metazoa, Chordata, Actinopteri, Perciformes, Cyclopteridae. The record is from RefSeq and is a predicted model, not a curated record. Bases 72 to 899 code for a protein of 275 amino acids. Gene Ontology annotation, cellular component: nucleus.
GUUCAGGGACUCGCUAGAAUACGUUCCCCAGCGCAACUUAACGCCAUUUAUUGUGUCCGUAAACGUCCGCCAUGCAGUCACUGAGAGUGUUUCUCAGCGAGAGACUGACGGCAGCAGCGGAGGAGAUAUUUGGAGCUGUUGAAAACACAAUAGCCGAGUACAGGGAGGAGAUUUCUCGCUCAAAAGAUUUAGAAAUCAGUCGUCUCAGGAUGCAGCUGAAGCUCCUCAAGUCAGAGCCACGGUUGGAUAGAUGUCUGGGAGCCCAGCUGCAGCAGCUCACCCAUCACCACCACCACCAUCCUCCUCCUCCUCCUCCUCCCCCUCCUCCUCCUCAGCAGCAGCUCCAUCAGUCAGUGCCUUCAGUGGAGCCUCCUGAGUCCCAGCAGUGUGAGGAGGAUGGGAGCGGCAGCAUGGAGCAGGAGCACCCAGAGCCCUCGCAGGUGAAGAAGGAGCAACAUCUGAAGAGCCACGGGGAUUUCUGGACCGGUCACGAUGUGGAGCAGCUCGAGAGCCUUGAAUCCGACAUCAAAGACUUCAUCUCGUCUCCUUCCAACCUGAAGAGCAGCCUGCCGGACCCCAGCUUGCUCUUCCACCCCUACCACAACCACCACGGCGAGGAGAGCAAAGAGAAACCCUACUGCUGCUCUGUUUGUGAAAAGCGUUUCAGUAACUGCUCCCACCUCGCAGCUCAUAUCAGGACACACACGGGAGAGAGGCCUUACAGAUGUGAAAUAUGCAGAAAGACUUUUAUCACCACAAGCGCUCUGAACAGACACCAGACCAUCCACACUGAAGGGAAACAGUUUGUCUGUAAUUAUUGUGGUAAAUCCUUCAAAUGGAUGGAGUCUCUCGGCCGGCACGUUAGAAGCAUACACAGGAGAGAGAAUAUGCCUGUAUGACUCUCAUUGAAAAUACACUAAUGUCCACUAGAUUAGUCGUGUUGUUACUGUGUGUUGUCAUCUGUAAUUUAAGUGUAAAAGACCCGAACAAAGAAUGUAGUGUUUUCUAUGUUUUAUGAUAAAUUAUAUUGUGCAUGGACCUCAUUAGGCCUUGAAAGCCAGUAAAUGAUGUGCGAACGAGUUGUAGAAAUUAAUUGAAAGGUAUUGCAUUUUAUAAAUAAAUUAUGGUGAAUGUUUUAUUACAGAAUAAAAUGUAACUACUGGUA